UUAAAUGUUAAAAGAAUCAAAACAGAUUUAUUUCAAACUACGGGGUCUCCUUAUUAUGACAACGUCCGCCCGCUCUCCUAUCCAGAUUCUGAUGCUGUCCUGAUCUGCUUUGACAUCAGUCGGCCAGAAACUCUUGACAGUGUGCUAAAAAAGUGGAAAGGUGAAAUCCAGGAGUUUUGUCCAAACACCAAAAUGCUUUUGGUUGGUUGCAAGUCGGAUCUCCGCACAGAUGUCAGCACGCUAGUGGAACUUUCCAAUCACAGGCAGACACCUGUGUCCUAUGAUCAGGGUGCAAAUAUGGCCAAACAGAUUGGAGCAGCUACAUAUAUUGAAUGCUCAGCCUUACAGUCAGAAAACAGCGUCAGAGACAUUUUUCAUGUUGCCACCUUGGCUUGUGUGAAUAAAACAAAUAAAAAUGUGAAACGAAACAAAUCGCAGAGGGCAACCAAGCGAAUUUCACACAUGCCUGGCAGGCCAGAACUUUCCACAGUGGCGACGGACUUGAGAAAGGACAAAGCAAAGAGUUGCACAGUGAUGUGA
Molecule: messenger RNA, 540 nt
Organism: Antrostomus carolinensis (chuck-will's-widow)
Lineage: Eukaryota; Metazoa; Chordata; Aves; Caprimulgiformes; Caprimulgidae
Gene: RND3
Product: Rho family GTPase 3
Exons: 4
Biological process (GO): small GTPase-mediated signal transduction
Molecular function (GO): GTPase activity; GTP binding
Source: RefSeq, a predicted model, not a curated record